Pestalotiopsis fici W106-1 is the source of this 876-nucleotide messenger RNA. RefSeq lists its product as uncharacterized. The transcript has 3 exons. The record is from RefSeq and is a predicted model, not a curated record. NCBI's taxonomy places the organism in Eukaryota, Fungi, Ascomycota, Sordariomycetes, Amphisphaeriales, Sporocadaceae. Gene Ontology annotation, molecular function: phosphoric diester hydrolase activity. Bases 1 to 876 code for a protein of 291 amino acids. Gene Ontology annotation, biological process: lipid metabolic process.
AUGAAGGUCACGAUCGCAGCCAACAUCCUGGUUUUAGCGGCCGCCACCGGGGUCUGGGGUCUUGACUGUAAUGGCAACGCCGCACUAUGCGACCGCAAGUACAGCAAUGUCAGCUUCAUUGGGGCCCACGACUCGCCCUUUGUGGGUAUCCUACCAACGCAGAACCAGCUCCAGGACGUGACAGCGCAGUUGAAUCAAGGCGUACGCUACCUCACAGCACAGACUCACGACAAGGACGGCGCCAUCCAGUUGUGCCAUACCUCGUGCGCGCUGCUCGACGUCGGGAUCUUGCAGGACUACCUGGCCGACAUCAAGACGUGGCUCGACGGCAACGCGAACGAGGUGGUGACACUCUUGGUCACCAACGGGGACGCGAUCGAUAUUACCAAGUUUGGCGAUGUCUUCUCAGCUGCCGGACUCGCCUCUUAUGCGUACACACCCGGUGCCGAUCUGGCUCUGGCCGACUGGCCAACUUUGGGCACACUCAUCGCUGCCGGAUCGAGGCUUGUGGUCUUCAUGGAUUAUCAUGCGGAUACGUCAAAGGUCGGAUAUAUUUUGGACGAGUUCAAGUACUAUUUUGAAACACCAUUUGAUCCCACAGAUGCCAGCUUUCCUCAGUGUGAUGUGGACAGGCCGUCUGGCGCAUCAGCUGAUGGGCGCAUGUUCAUUGUCAACCACAAUCUCAACCUGGAGCUUUUGCCAGAUGUACUGAUCCCUAACCUGGCCGAGGCGGGAACAACGAAUUCGCUAUCUUCGAUCCUGGCACAAUCGGAUAUUUGCAUCAGCAAGUACCAAAGAGAUCCAAAUGUUGUUCUACUCGACUAUACUAGUAUAGGAGAUGGAAUUGCCGCUCAAAAUGAGCUCAACGGUAUAUAA